AUGGCAGCGAGGGCGUUAGAGUCGCGCUUCGAGCGCAUGUCGGUCAACGAUGAGAAUGACCCUGGUAAUGCCGGCAAGAUCUACCAAAAGUCCAAGACCACAGUAACAGCGAAGGAGCUCACGCAUAGCUCAAGCCGGCCACAACUCUACAAAGUAGCACUCCAAACCCAGAAUACCAACACCGUCACAUCCGUUGCCCUCCCUUCGCAGCAAGCACAAUGGAAAGGCUCGCAACCGCCAUCACCGCAACGAAAAGCCCUCCCCUCGGCAUCGCGGACGUCGGCCGAAUCCGUCGAAGAGCGAAAGUCGGUAGUGCUCGUUGAGCAGCCCUCUAUCAAGCUGUUCCACCUCGGCAUGUUCGAGAUCGGGAGACCGUUGGGCAAGGGCAAAUUCGGGCGUGUGUAUCUGGCACGGGAGCGAAGCAACGGUUUCAUCUGUGCCCUGAAGGUCCUGCACAAGAACGAGCUGCAACAAGGCCGAGUAGAGAAACAGGUCCGCCGCGAGAUCGAAAUUCAAAGCAACCUGCGCCACCCCAACAUCCUGCAGCUGCACGGCCACUUUCACGACAGCAAGCGUGUGUUCUUGAUCCUCGAGUUUGCUUGCAAGGGUGAAUUAUACAAGCACUUGCGUAAGGAGAGCCGCUUCCCCGAGUGGAAAGCUGCACAGUACGUUGCUCAAAUGGCGAGCGCCCUGAGGUAUCUGCACCGCAAGCACGUCAUUCACCGGGACAUCAAGCCUGAGAAUAUUCUGGUUGGGAUCCACGGGGAGCUCAAGAUUUCGGAUUUCGGUUGGAGUGUGCAUGCGCCCAACAACCGCCGGAAGACCAUGUGCGGUACUCUCGACUACCUUCCUCCGGAGAUGAUCAAGCCUGGCAGCCAGGACAACUACUACAACGAGAAGGUUGACUUGUGGUCGCUCGGCGUUUUGACGUACGAGUUCCUCGUAGGCGAGGCGCCGUUCGAGGACACACCUGUCAUGACUCAGAGGAGAAUUGCGAGGGCCGAUAUGUCGAUCCCGUCGUUUGUCAGUCCCGAGGCAAAAGACCUCAUCAAAAGGUUGCUUGUCCUUGACCCGGACAAGAGAAUACCCCUAGAGCAAGUCGAGCAACACCCCUGGAUUAUCAAGCAUUGCUUGAAGGGCGAGCGCGCUGCGAACCGAGAGAAGGCAAAUUAA
Messenger RNA from Truncatella angustata, 1173 nucleotides. Its product is annotated as kinase-like domain-containing protein. Lineage: Eukaryota; Fungi; Ascomycota; Sordariomycetes; Amphisphaeriales; Sporocadaceae. The transcript is spliced from 3 exons. The coding region runs from base 1 to 1173 and encodes 390 amino acids. Gene Ontology annotation, molecular function: ATP binding; protein kinase activity. Gene Ontology annotation, cellular component: chromosome passenger complex; spindle pole centrosome; spindle midzone. Gene Ontology annotation, biological process: protein phosphorylation; mitotic spindle organization; regulation of cytokinesis. The record is from RefSeq and is a predicted model, not a curated record.